GUAAAUAUAAUUUGUAUAUAUAUAUAAAUAUACAUAUAUAUAUUCAUACACACACAUAAUUAAAUGCUAAACAGAAAAUAUGCUUAUUUAAUACGACGGCUAUCAUCUACCUUUAUUAAAUUAUUGUUCCUAUUUUUAUGUUAUCCUACUACAAUUAUCACUUCUCAACUACAAGAGUGUUUAUCAUUGAAUAGUUCAAACACUUGUCAUAUAUUUUCAACCGCAUUUAUAAACAUACAAAGUGCUUCUGUACGGUAUGCAUGGUUAAAUAACGUUACAACACCAGUAGAAUUUGAUCAUCAACUCUUAAACUAUGUCAAUUCUUCCAACUUUUGGAACUUGGAAUUAGGCUGCAAAACAUCAUCAAGUCUUCAUACUCGUCAGGCACGUUAUGCUGUUAGUCUUAUCUGUGCAACACUCGUCUUUAACUAUUCAUGUUAUCAUCAUGAUCCUUCUGAGACAGUUAUUUGUCAAUCCACCUGUAAGGAUUAUUUAAAUUCAAUACAGCUUAUUCUAAAGACUUUAUCCUCAGAACAUAAUAAUAUCUGUCAGCAUCCUUUUGUUAAUGAUGCAUUAGCUCGUAAUAACACAGCAAGUUUAUCUGAGCAAUGUAAUACAAAUUCAUUAUUUAAGGGGCAACGUUCUACAGGAUGUAUAUCAUUAUCAGACCAUGAGUUUUCUGAUACCUGUGGAUUUGGAAAUGAUAUAUAUUCAUUAUGCUCUCAUUGUGAACAAAAUAAUUCCAAACUAAUCUGUUGUUCAAAACAUGAUUGCAGCACUGUAAUAAAUAAUAGUCAUACUCAAAAGCAAUCUAAUCAAAAGACAAUUUCAAGUAGUAGUGGAGUCAUAGCUGGUGCUCUAAGUAGUUUAUUAUCUUUGUAUGGCUUCUUUUUAUUUUGUUGCAAUAGGAAAAAGAAGAAGAGGAUGAAGACGAAAAAAUGCAGUUCAUCUAAAUUUAUAUAUAAUCAAAAAAAGAUGGAGGACUCCUCUGAGUACUCGCUCAUACACUAUCAGACUACGAACUCACCUUCUUUAUCUACUCAUCUGAGCUCUGUCAUCACUUGUACUAAUCAUUCAAUAGUACAACAAGCUUCUGAAAUAGAUAAUAGUAGAAUACAGCCUGCUAAAAUAAAUUUGACAACUCAUAAUAAGGAGGAGGAGAAGGACGAUAGCUCUAUGGGAAUGAUAAUACCUGAAAACACGAUGAAUAAAGAAAAAGAAGAUAGUAUUGCGGGACAAGUAUUUAAAGUGAAUUCACUAGAGAAACAAUUUGUUAGAGCUGUUUAUGCCUAUAAUGCGCCUGUCAACCCUGAUGAACUCGAACUAGUGGAAAAUGAUAUUCUUCGCAUGUAUUAUUAUUUCGAUGAUGGUUGGGCAUUUGGCGAUAAUUAUGCAUCUGAUCUGAGAGGCUUUUUCCCACUUCUUUGUGUAGUUAAUUUAACAAAAGAAGAAGUGCAUGAAUUACAGUUGUAUUCAUCAAUAAAAUUACUAGAAGAGGAACAAGAUGACAAUGAUAAGCAGCAGUCUUCUCUUCCUCAUCAUAAUACUUGUUCUUCAAGCCAAUACCAAUUUUCAACAACAACAGCAGCAGCAGCAGCAGCAGCAGCAGCAGAAAAUCUUCAGUAUAAUCUUGCUUCUAGUUCAAAUACAUAUCCAUUAAAAAACUUACAUAGAGCAUUGACAUUACAAGAAAAGGAAAGGUCUCGAAAAACAGAUAGUAGUGAGAAUCAUUCUUAUAAAAAGCCGCCAAUAAACAUGACGUCUUUAGCUAUUUGUCAAAAAGAGCAAUCUAUUACAAUAAACCAAACUGCUAAUGUUCAUCAUAGUGGCACCCCUCCAUUAAGAAAAGCAUCAAUACAUGUAACGGCAAAAUCGUUUGUUAAUAGUUCAUAAUGAGUAAGCCUUUACAUAAGGAAUCAUGAU
Cokeromyces recurvatus is the source of this 1923-nucleotide messenger RNA. RefSeq lists its product as uncharacterized. Gene Ontology annotation, molecular function: protein binding. The transcript is spliced from 3 exons. The record is from RefSeq and is a predicted model, not a curated record. NCBI's taxonomy places the organism in Eukaryota, Fungi, Mucoromycota, Mucoromycetes, Mucorales, Mucoraceae. The coding region runs from base 64 to 1893 and encodes 609 amino acids.